Adineta ricciae is the source of this 810-nucleotide messenger RNA. NCBI's taxonomy places the organism in Eukaryota, Metazoa, Rotifera, Eurotatoria, Adinetida, Adinetidae. The record is from the annotation of a GenBank genome assembly.
AUGUCGUCGUCAACACUGUUGAAUUCCUCGAUAGUUGUUAACAGUAGUACAUCAUCUAGCGAUACAGCAAAUGAUUACGAUUACGAAGGUGCGGCGAUUUAUAUUGCCGCUAUUCUAAUUUGGUACUCAGCAGGUUUAGUUUUAAUGCUCUUUUUUCGCGUACGUCCACGAACGUUCGAAAGUCGAUUUCUAUUCGAUUAUGAAACAUCUGGUAAAUCCGCAUCGUCGAAUGCGAACCCAUUUGCGCGCUAUCACGAUAUUCAAGCUGAUAACCUGAAGAAACAAAUUCUUUACGAAUUAAAAGAUCCAGAAAAUCGACAGCGCCUUUGGAAAAUCUACUACGCAUCAGCGGAAAAGCAAAAUGAACCACAUGCACAGUACUAUCAAACCAUCACAGCUGAUUCGGUUACCAUUGGACAUAUCAAUAGGAAAUUAGCAGAUAUUCAUCGUAUGAAUGCCCGUAAAGAUAUGGGCAAUGACGAUGACGUACUUCCAACGACAGUCCUUCAUGCUUCGCACGAUAAUCGGUUUGAUACAUCGAAAUUUUUCUCGAAAAGAUUUACUUCACGUCGAUCAAGUUUUGGAUCAUUACAUAAUCGGCGACCUAUUUUUCGAGUCAGCUCUCAACCGCAAACACCUAUCACAACGACAGCUGCACAAGGAGAAGCACCUACGGUUGAGAAAACGUCGACGCCUCUCGCCACAAAUGGAUCACAUAAACGAUCGAAUAACCAUUCAAUUAGAUUCACUGUUGAAAAAGUACCGGAAACGAAUAGAAAAUGUUCGGCAGUCGCCGAAAAUAUUUCCUAA